UUAUAUUUUUCAAUGAUUAGAAUCUUUUUUUCAAUUGUACUACUCACAUGAUCAAUUGCACGAAUUUUUACCUUGAGUUUAUUUGUAACCUUACUUUUGUAUUGAUUUUUUAUGGCAUAAUUUAUCAGAUGUCAAUCACUGAAUCAAAUAUGUAUCAUUAUAUUUGUCCAAUUUAGUCAUGACAUAUUUGGUGUUCAUUAGUGAUAGUGAUAUCCUCUUACUUUUCAUAUUUUUCCCUUUCCCCCACCAUCUGAAAUUUAUCGUUUUCCCCACCCAAUUUAUCUAUAUCCAUGAUAAUCGACUUCAAUAAAAUUCAAUGUAGGUAGACACUAUGGCACCUUGUGUCACCAAAUCAUUUUCAAUAUUAACUGAUACCUAAUACUAGUAUUACGAAGAUAACAUUAUGACUAAUUAUAUCAUAAUUAAAAUAUUUAAUAACAAAUUGUGAGAUGGACUGGUCCACUUCUGAAUGGACGGGGAGGUCACGUUGUAGAAGAAGAAGCAGAAGAAAAAGGCGCAUCGUAAAAGAUGGCGGUUUCCUUCAAGAGAGCCGACUAUGUGGUGAAAAAGUGAUAGUUUACUAUUUUAUAAGUGUAUCUGAAUAUACUUUCGGUUUGGUGGCAGUUUUUUAACUUAACUUCCUGUGGAAAAUUAAUAUAAUGUCUUUCAACCCCUUUGUGAAAUAAUGCUGUUGUCAACUUUAUAUUUUUUCGAUGUGUACAACGAUAAAAUGGCUCUAUUUGAGUUCGGAUAAGUGAAAAUGAAGUGAAUUUCCAAAAAAAGGACCUAGUGAAUAAGCUGGAUAAUAGCAAAAUAUGGUCUAGCAGUAGGAUUCUUGGGUCCUAACAUUCCAAGAAAAGAAAUUGUAAGAAGAUGUACUUAAACGAAACUGUGCUAUAACUUGUGAACUCUAGUGUUGUGAAAAAUGUCUCAAACGCCCCAUAAGCCACUUCAAAAAAUGUGUAAAUCGCCCAAGAAUACGUCGUACCAAACCAUCAAACAAGAGAAGAUAGAUUAUGAAAAUCUAAGCACCAACUGUACUGUAGUGGGAUCUAACAACCUAAAUCUUGUGAAAAAACCGCAAAUCGUUAGUAGUAUGUCUCCUGCAUACUCAAAUCCAAGCCCUGGAUAUCCUCCCUCACCAUAUUCAUCACCUGCGAGCUUGAAGUCUCCAUCUCCAUCUCUGAAACCUCCUACACCACAACCAAAUUAUCCAGUAAUGCAAAUUAUUCAUAAUAAUUUACUGGCGAGACCCAUCCAAACCUCGCAACCUCAAAAUAUCAUUAAAUUGAAGUCACAUCUGAAUAUUUUGCCAAAACCAUCAGCCAGUCCUCAACCAUCACCAAAACCAAGUGUGAG
Molecule: messenger RNA, 1359 nt
Organism: Leptinotarsa decemlineata (Colorado potato beetle)
Lineage: Eukaryota; Metazoa; Arthropoda; Insecta; Coleoptera; Chrysomelidae
Biological process (GO): positive regulation of DNA-templated transcription
Cellular component (GO): SWI/SNF complex
Source: RefSeq, a predicted model, not a curated record